GAGAGAGAGCUGAGAAUAAUCUGUCUGCGACGUGUCCGGCUGUUUGACAGCAGCUUCCUGUUGUCGAGCUAGCAGCGAGCUUAGUGACGGACGCUGUUUUUAAGGAGCUUUGACGUUUGGAGCUGGAUUCUUGUUCCUCAAGUAUCUCAACAGCAUCCAGACUGUGUUCACCUGACGCUCACAUGUCAUCCUGGGUAAAUACCCGGCUCUAACUUCACCCAGUGAAACCUCAGGCUGUUGUGAUGUCAGAGUCUAAACCCCCUACUCCAACCCCUGGAGAUACGUACAAGGGUUGGCUCUUCAAGUGGACCAACUACAUUAAAGGUUACCAGAGACGCUGGUUUGUUUUGAGCAAUGGAUUGUUGUCCUACUAUAGGACCCAGGCAGAGAUGGGUCACACAUGCCGAGGCACCAUCAACUUGGCCACAGCCAAUAUUGCUGUGGAAGACUCGUGCAAUUUUGUCAUUUCCAACGGAGGUGCCCAGACCUACCACUUGAAGGCCAACUCAGAAGUAGAGCGCCAGCGAUGGAUCACUGCUCUGGAACUCGCCAAGGCAAAGGCGGUCGACAUGCAGGCUAAUUCUGAUGACUCGGGUGACGAGUGUCCUGCAGUGCCCCCCACCUCAGGACAGGGUGGGGGCUGCCGUAACUCAGAAGUCCAGUCCACACUACGCACACUCAACAGCAAGGUGGAAGACCUCACCACCUGCAACGAUCUCAUUGUGAAGCAUGGGUCUGCCCUCCAAAGGUCUUUGUCAGAACUGGAGGCGAUUCGUGUUGGAGGAGACAUGGGGGAGAAGAUCAGACAAGUGACAGAAAGAGCUACAUUGUUCAGAAUCACCUCUAACGCCAUGAUCAAUGCAUGUAGAGACUUCCUCUCACUGGCCCAGACCCACAGUAAGCGCUGGCAGAAGGCCUUACAGGUAGAAAGAGACCAGAGGAUACGGCUGGAGGAGACUCUGGAGCAGCUCGCCAAACAACACAACCACUUAGAAAGAGCUUUCAGAGGAGCUACAGUUCUCCCAUCUUCAUUCAGCAAUCCCGCCUUAGGCUCCAAAGGUGGUGCUUCAGGAAAAGGUGAUGCCAGUGAUGAGGAUGAUGACAAUGAGUUUUUUGAUGCUAUGGAAGACCCAGCAGAGUUUAUCACUGUCCCUGCUGACCCCAAGUAUCACAAGAGGUCUGGCAGCAAUGUUAGCGGGCUCAGCAGUGAGAUUGGAAUGGACGAUCAGUCGGUAAAUUUUGAUGAACUGUCUUUGGCGUCCAAUCCAGAGUCUCCACAGCCUCUUGAGCUUGAACCAGUUAGACAAAGACGGACUCGUAUCCCAGACAAGCCCAAUUAUUACCUCAACCUCUGGAGCAUCAUGAAGAAUUGUAUUGGAAAGGAGCUUUCAAAGAUACCAAUGCCUGUGAAUUUCAACGAGCCCCUCUCAAUGCUGCAACGUCUAUCUGAAGACCUGGAGUACUACGAGCUGCUGGAUAAGGCUGCAAAAUGUCAGAGCUCUCUGGAGCAGAUGUGUUAUGUGGCCGCUUUCACAGUGUCUUCCUACUCCACCACUGUCCACCGCACAGGAAAACCCUUCAAUCCUCUGCUGGGAGAAACCUUUGAGCUUGAUCGAUUAAGAGAAUGCGGCUACCGCUCACUCUGUGAACAGGUGAGCCACCACCCACCUGCUGCAGCUCAUCAUGCCUUCUCUGAAAAGGGCUGGAGCCUCAGACAAGAAAUUACGCUGGCCAGCAAGUUUAGAGGAAAAUAUCUAUCUAUCAUGCCUUUAGGCUCUAUCCAGUGUUUAUUUGACAAGAGCAACAAUCACUACUCCUGGAAAAAAGUGACUACAACAGUACACAACAUCAUUGUUGGAAAAUUGUGGAUUGACCAGUCAGGAGAGAUAGAUGUGGUGAACCACAGGACAGGAGAUCGCUGCCACCUCAAGUUUGCUCCUUACAGUUACUUCUCCAGAGAUGUACCAAGAAAGGUAACAGGAGUAGUAACGGAUAAGGAAGGGAAAGCCCAUUAUGUGCUAUCAGGAACCUGGGAUGAGAAGAUGGAGUUUUCCAGGGUAAUGCAGAGCAGUAAAGGUGAGAACGGCACUGAAGGCAAACAGAGGACCGUCUAUCAGACCCUCAAAGCCAAAGAAAUCUGGACAAAGAACCCUUUGCCAGAGGGAGCAGACAACAUGUAUUUCUUCUCCUCACUGGCCUUGACGCUCAAUGAACCUGAAGAUGGAGUAGCACCAACAGACAGUCGACGACGCCCUGACCAGCGGUUAAUGGAGGACGGCCGCUGGGAUGAGGCUAACGCAGAGAAACAGAGGCUAGAAGAGAAACAGCGCACCACCCGUCGAGAGAGGGAGAGGGAAGCUGUUAAAGCAGCCAGCUCACCCGAGGAAGCUGUCACUGAGGAUUCAAUCAAUGAUUCACCCUUGAAAACUGAAGCAGGGGAGACUGGCACAGAAGCAAGUGAGGUUUCUGAUGAAACUGACACAGAGGACUCUCCUCCUCAUACACCUGUUGCAUCCUCUCAUGGACCAUCGCAUCCCCAUUACCUAAUGGAAGGCAAAGAAGGUUCUAAUGGAGCUCAAAUCAAAAGCGCCCAUCAAGACAACUACCAAGCACUGUGGUUUGAGAAGUUAGACGACCCCGUAUCCGGAGAGGUCUUGCAUGUCUACAAGGGAGGUUACUGGGAGGCAAAGGACCAAGGCAGCUGGGACAUCUGCCCCGACAUCUUCUGAUCCCGGACGAGUCUGCCUGUUUUCCUUUUGCGGUGUACAAAUGAGAAGACACUAAGAGGUGACCUACAUUACAUCAGCUAAGGUGGAGAAUCAACCUUCCUUCAUCGCUCACAGCUUCAUCUGAUCACUCCACUCAGCUCCCCUUUUCAGCAGUGAUUUGCUCAGGACUAAGGGCAUCUGGAUUGAUUAGUUUUCACCAAACACUGAUAUUUAUCUUGGUCUCGGUCCACUGCUUUUUAUUUGUUUCUUUGGUACAGGCGUUGAUUUGAAUUUGGCAACAGUUUAUUCUGGUAUAAUCAUUUAUGCAUUUUCUUUAAAUGGACUAUUGUCUAAGGCACAAUUCAUCCACACAACAUCUUACAAUAUAUAAAUAAGGUUUGCUUAAGACAUAGAGUGACCUACUAUGUAACAUAUAAUGUAUGUGUUUGUUUUUGCUGUGCAUUCCUGAUUAUGAUUAUUUAACAUUGAAUUUACUGGACGUUCCCCACCACAGCAAGUUAAAUUAUACCCAACAUUUUUAACCAUUCACUUGAGUUUCAGACCACAGCAUAGAUUUAUGAGCUUCAGUGGUUCUGAGAAAAGAAACAACUUUUCCUUAAGGAAGUAAUCAAUGGCAUUUUUAGUUAUUUCUGGACUGGUAUAAAAUCUUUGCCUUUGAAUUUCAUGUGAUUUGCGGUGCUACUUUAUUCCCUGAAGUUAAAUAACAACUAUAUCUACAUAUUAACCUUUUUUCUUUAAUUUUUUGCACUCCAUUAGGUCAAUUUAAAAUCUGUUUGUGAUUUUUUUUUUUUUUUUCUCCCAAUAUUCCUCCAAUCCCCCUGUGAACUACGUGUUAGUGGUGAAAAGACAUGACAUGACAGUAGUUAAUUUAGAUUAUACACUCCUCAUAUAUAUGUUUGGUCAUCAUAGGAAUCCAUAAUUGUGGGAAUAAAAUAGCUACAAACUUCCAUAUAUAAGCAUUUAUUCACUACUUUUUUCACGCUUUAAGAAUGACUUUAUUAUUGUUUUUUUUAUUCAAGAAGAAUAAUGACCUCUGUGUGUAGCACACUUAUUUUAAUAGAAUGUUUGUUUUUUUAUUUAAUAUGAUAACAUAUUUAAUACUAUCUGAAUUUAAAUAGUGGUACUGAACAAAUUCAUAAAAGUACCAAUGAAAAUAUGAAGCAUGAAAGCACCAAUGGCAGUACUGCCAGCAAUUUGGGGAAACACUCAUUCAGAAGUCUCUUUUUGUUUUUCCUUGUUUGUUUCACACUGAAUUUCACACCAGUUUUGAGUUCUUGGUAAAUUACAUGUUGAAUCUGUGAAAAAUCUAUUAUGCUUCGGGAGACACCUAACCUAUUGAACGAUGAGGCAGUGUCACAUAUGUAGGGUGGGUGGAGGAUGCAUUUCUUAAAUUUGUAAAGUGGGAGCGCUUACAAGAAACUGGGUGUUAAGUUUCUCGUAAAAAAAUGUAGCUGUUGGUUGUUCAGAGCAAGAGCCUUGUAAGGUGUACUUAUAUUGUGUAUAAGAUUGACUCUAAUCCACUUGUUUUAAAUGAAAUGUGUCCGUUUUGAUUCUCCACUCAUGUACACUUUUCAGACUUGUAUUUUAAUACCUAAAGUUUGUGCUCUUACUAAUACUUUGAUCAACCAAGUCUUCAAUUCUGCUUUCAAAGUAAAUGUUGAUGUUCACCAUCUGAACAUCUGAGAAGCUGUACUUCAAAUUGUCACUGAGCUGUGUGCUGAUUUCUACUGUCUUGAUUAAUAGUGAAGGGAUGUGUGAGGCAGAAGUGUUUUUGUCCUCCUGGUUUCCUUCAAAUGUAUUGAUCAUAGCUUUAAUCUUGAUUUUAGGUCAUUUGAGUGAUUUCGUGUGCUGCGAGUGUAGAUUUUUAACAGACAGCAAUAAGAGUGCCUCAGUGCGUGCACACGUGGCACAAAAUGAAACGCGUGAAGUGAGAACUAAAACUGCAAAAACUGAAUUCUGCCGUUUGAGUGAAAGGACUGUGUGCUUGAUGAAAACUCUAAAUUUCAUUUUAUAUUCAAGUGUACUUAAAAGGAGAACACUGAAAAUGAAGAUCACAAAAUGUUGCAAAUAUUAUGUAAAUAUAUUAAAUAGUGAGUUAGUAACUGUGAGUUUAAGUGGUUAUAUUGAUAGAGAAUCUAAUGGUGGUGAUGCACUUUUUUUUGUUCCUCAGAACUGGAUGCAUUUUCAUUGUGAGCUGAGUGUACCAUCUCUAUUUUAAAUGAUUUGUUUUGGUUUGAACCAUUUCUUACUAUGAAUUACUGUUGCUUUACACAUCAUUUGAACAGAUGAAGAAGUGUAUGUGUUUGUCUGUGUCUGUGUGAGAGUAAUGUACAAACACUACAUCGCUGAAAUUACAGAAUGAGUCCAGAUGUUUUUGUUUGUCCUGACAUUUUCAACAUAUAUAUAUAAGUCUCUGCCCUGCACUGUGCAGAUUGUCACUAUGCACAAAUGCCACAACUUCGAACAAUUGACUGGAGGUGUUUUUGCACUGACACACAUCAUUCAUUAUUUUUCAUGCCCCGCUUGAUUUGUCUGAUCAGCCGCUCAUGUUGGCUACUGAAGAGUUUGUCAUCUUGUGCAUUUGUUUUGAAAUCUUUUCCUCAACCAUGAUUGUUCAUUAGUUUAAAAUGUAUUUAUUCAAGAGCAUACAUUUUCUCCUUUUCUGUCCUUCAAUACAGUGUUUUGUUUUGUUUUUUUAGCAGGAUUGGUUUAGAGGUUGACAACAUUAAAGUCUGAAUGGAGAUGAAA
Molecule: messenger RNA, 5477 nt
Organism: Larimichthys crocea (large yellow croaker)
Lineage: Eukaryota; Metazoa; Chordata; Actinopteri; Sciaenidae
Gene: osbp
Product: oxysterol binding protein
Exons: 21
Coding region: 243-2729 (828 amino acids)
Cellular component (GO): perinuclear endoplasmic reticulum; cytosol; plasma membrane
Molecular function (GO): sterol binding
Source: RefSeq, a predicted model, not a curated record